AUGGGUUCUAAGAAAAGAUCUCAAAGAGUCGCAGAAGAUAAAGCCUCCAAGAGACGCAAAGAACAGGACUCAUUACUUGAGGGCGGAAUCUUCACUCGCGAGGACGUUCAGGAAAUCGAAGACUCAAUUCCUGCAAAAAAGUCAUGGGAUGAUGAAGAACAGGAUUACGAAAGGAAACCAAGGAAGCUUGCAGGAUAUCCUGAAGACAACAUCGAACAGCUUCCAAUUAAGAUCGGGGCGAAAGUUGAAAGGAGAAUCGUCCGGGCUCCUAAGGUAGAACCAGAGUCGAACAACGACGACAGCGAGGAUGUUGAUCUUAUGAAGAAUGAUGAUGAGGAACAAAGCACAGAAGCAGACGACUCAGCUGUAGCUGAUAGCCCGGAGGCUGUCUUGCAAUUAAAAGAGCAAAUUGCAGAGCUGGUUGAAAAUAUCAUGGAGGAUGCAGAGGAAAACGUGGGGUCUUUAACUCGCUUGCGGAAAAUGGCACAAUCGAAAAAUUCGAACACAUGUAAGUUUUCACUGCUGGCCCUAAUUCCUGUUUUCAAGAGCGUUAUUCCCAGUUACAAAAUAAGGCCUUUGAGCGAUGCUGAAAAGAAGGAAAAGGUUUCUAAAGAAGUUGCAAAGCUAAGAAAUUUCGAGGAGCACUUGGUUCGCAAUUACAAAGAAUACAUCGACCUACUCUCUAAACUAGCAAAAACUCCUAACAGCGCUGACCAAAAACAGGUUGCUAUGGGAAAUUUGGCGGCAAACGCUCUGGUCGAACUGUUGCCUAGUGCUUCAAAUUUUAAUUUCAGCACCGAAGUCUUUACCGCCAUCAUUCGUAGAAUCUGCAAACCUAACCCUUUAGCAGACCCGGUUUACCAAAAAAUGGUGAAAGCUCUCGAAACCUUAUUGAACGAGGACGACGACGGCAGAAACUCGUUAGAAAUUGUCAGAAUCCUCGCGAAAACUAUAAAAUCAAGAUCUUACAUGAUAGAUGAGUCUGUUCUGAACAUAUUAUUAUCCUUAGAUGUUCUACAAGACUUCGACCCCAAUACAAAGGAUGAAGACUUCACAAAAGUCAAAGUCAAAAAGAAGGACAGAGCACACUUAUCUAAGAAGCAGAGAAAGGUUCGGAAAGAGAUGAAGAAGGUGGAGGAAGAGAUGCAAAAAGCAGAACAGACUGUUCUAGCAGAGGAGAGAGAGAAAAAUCAAGCUGAGAUUCUGAAGUUUACUCUUUCUCUUUACUUGAACAUCUUGAAGUCAAAUGUUGCUAAGCUUAUUGGUUCAGUUCUUGAGGGCUUAUCUAAGUUCGGUCAUAUGGCAAAUUUUGAUCUGUUAGGGGAUUUCCUUGAGGUGAUGAGGGAACUCAUCGCUAACUCAGAACUUGACAACCUCUCGCCUCUCGAAGUCCGAAAAGUCCUCCUUUGUAUCGUUACUGCAUUUUCACUUGUGUCUAGGCACAGCCAAAUGAAACUUUCAAUGGAUUUGACUUCGUUUGUGGACGCAUUAUAUUCAGUAAUACCCAACCUCUCAGUGGAUGCGGAAAUCGAAUACUCCCACAAGACACUAAGACUUGCCGACCCACUUGGUAGUGAUCUUGUUAAACCUUCAGUAAACGUCUCUACAAAGGCAGAGCUUCUGCUAAGGGCUUUGGACCACGUUUUUUUUAGAUCGAGAUCCGGUUCAAAAGUUCGCGCAGCGGCAUUUGCCAAAAGGUUAUACGUCGCUAUGCUAGCUACGCCGGAGAAAACCAGCAUAGCAAUUCUCAAAUUCUUAGAGAAACUGAUGGACAAGUAUCCUGAGGUUGGAGGUCUCUAUUCAACCGAGGAUCGUAUUGGAAACGGCAAUUUUAAGCUUCAGGCGGAAACCCCCGCAAGGAGCAAUGCCGAGGCCGCCACAAUUUGGGAGAACAUUCUGCUCUUAAAACACUAUAGCCCUGCUGUCAUUAAGGGCACUAAAGCUUUGCUUGAGAAAUCAAGGGGGUCACUAAAAUAA
Molecule: messenger RNA, 1977 nt
Organism: Lachancea thermotolerans CBS 6340
Lineage: Eukaryota; Fungi; Ascomycota; Saccharomycetes; Saccharomycetales; Saccharomycetaceae
Gene: NOC3
Product: Noc3p
Exons: 1
Coding region: 1-1977 (658 amino acids)
Biological process (GO): DNA replication initiation
Cellular component (GO): nucleolus
Molecular function (GO): chromatin binding
Source: RefSeq, a predicted model, not a curated record